AUGUCAAAUCUUGAAGAAUUGACAUUAUUUCUUAAAGUAAUAAGAACUCAAUUACCUUAUAUUGAUGGUACUCAUUUAUUCAAUGAUAUUCUCAUUAAUAUGCUAUUGUUAAACAAAUUUACAUUUAGUAUAAAUACUCAUGUUCUCGAUGGAGAUGUUAAAAUUGAUCUUCCAACGAAUAAUGACAUUCAAAAUAGUUUUAUCAAAAUUGGAUACAAACAAGUUGAUUCAUAUGUCGAUGUUAAUUUAUCGAAAAUUGGUGCCAAAUGCCAUGUUUAUUCACUUCCAUAUGAAUUUGAUACUUUUUUCGAUCUGACAAACUCAUUUCGGCGUGGUAAUUUCGAUAAAGUUCGAUGUUUGGCCAUGCAUGAUAUACAUCCAUUUGAACAUGAUUAUUUCAAAAUUAUCUCCCAAGAUUUUCCUUUUCUGCAAAAAUUAACUGUAAUUAAUUCUGAACCACAAAAAAACAAGCAACAUUCAUCUACAUUGAUUACAUUUGCUCAACUUAACGAACUCUAUCUGAUGGAUGUACAUAUUGAUUAUGUUGAACAAUUUCUCUUCGAAACAAAUACUCGUUUACCUCGAUUAAAUUAUCUUACUAUCAAUUAUGAACCAUUAGCAAUAGUUACAAACAAUUUUAUGAAUGAUGCAGCACGUUUCAAUUGUAGUCAAUUGCGAAACAUUUAUAUAUGUGAACCAUUUGUUCGUCCAGAAAAUUUUCAUUCAUAUUUUACUUCAUUGUAA
This is a messenger RNA of Rotaria sordida, 744 nucleotides long. The record is from the annotation of a GenBank genome assembly. NCBI's taxonomy places the organism in Eukaryota, Metazoa, Rotifera, Eurotatoria, Philodinida, Philodinidae.